AUGGCCACCGUCGCAGCACCCACACACUACGACGCCAUCAUCAUCGGCUCCGGCCAGGGCGGCACGCCCCUCGCCAAGGCCUUCGCCGAGGCCCAGCACAAAACCGCCCUGAUCGAACGCGCCCACGUCGGCGGCUGCUGCGUCAACGAGGGGUGCACACCCACGAAGACCAUGAUCGCGUCCGGCAGGGUCGCGGAGCUGACGCGCCGGGGUCCGGGGGUCCGGCAGCGGAAGCGAGAGAUCGUCGACUCGUUCCGGAGCGGAGGGGAACGUCGAUUGAAGGCGGCUGGGGUCGAUGUCUUGAUGGGGGAGGCGAGCUUCGUGGAUGGGAGGACGCUGGCGGUGGCGAUGCGGGAUGGCAGCAGCAAAAUGGUUACCGGCGGGACGAUUGUAAUUAAUACAGGGUGUCGGCCGUCUGUUCCGGAGAUUGAGAAUCUUGAUGCGAUUCCGCGGGACAGGGUCUUGGAUUCGACCUCGGUGAUGGAGUUGGACCGCGUCCCCGAGCAUUUGGUGGUGGUUGGUGGCGGGUAUAUUGGGGUCGAGUUCGGGCAGCUGUUCCGGAGACUCGGGGCUAGGGUUACCAUCCUCCAUCGCGGGACGCAGCUGCUGCCGCGCGAGGAUCCGGAGCUGGCGAGGAUGCUGCUCGAUAUCUUCCGGGAAGAUGGGGUGGACGUCUUGCUGGAGACGAUACCCGUUCGUCUUCAGCCGGUCGCCGACGACAGUUUUGAUCUUUCGAUCACGUCAAAGCAAGGCGACCGAGUCCUAAGUGGCGUGUCACAUAUCCUCUUCGCGGCUGGGCGCGUACCGAACACUGAACAACUAAAUCUAGAUGCAGCAGGUGUGAAGACGGAUAAAAGGGACUAUAUUACCACCAAUGAAUUUCUGGAGACAUCUGUGCCUUCUAUCUAUGUGUUGGGUGAUGUCAAAGGCCCUCCUGCGUUCACGCAUGUCUCCUACGACGACUUCCGGAUCCUCAAGUCAAGCCUCCUAGCAACCCACCCGCCAGCGGCUAAGCAGUCAACCAGAGGCCGGUUGAUCCCCUAUGUGGCGUUCACUGACCCUCAGUUCGCGCAUGUGGGAUUACACGAGCACGAGGCACGAGAGAAAUAUCCCGACAAGAGGAUCCUCACUGCGCUGAUGCCGAUGAGCUAUGUAGCACGGGCCUUGGAGAUCGACGAGGUCAGAGGAGCCAUGAAGGCGGUCGUUGAUGGAGAGAGCAAGCUCAUCCUGGGAUUCUCAUGCUUGGGAGUCGAGGGCGGGGAGCUGAUGAGUGUCGUGCAAAUGGCCAUGGCGGGGAAUUUGUCGUAUGAGAAGUUGCAGGAUGGUAUCUUUGCACAUCCCACUCUUGCAGAAUCCUUGAAUAAUCUUUGGGCGUUUUUGAAGUGAUUCGUCGCCGGCGGAAGUUAUUUAUUGUGUCAUUCGCUAGCCGGUCGCCCCUAUAUAUAUUACCGGGGCAAGCACUGGUUCCAUGUUUUGGGUACACAGCGGAACUGCUGACUACCAUGAAACUUCAGCACGAAAAAAGCUAAACAGGGACUGAAUAGGGAGA
Molecule: messenger RNA, 1549 nt
Organism: Aspergillus aculeatus ATCC 16872
Lineage: Eukaryota; Fungi; Ascomycota; Eurotiomycetes; Eurotiales; Aspergillaceae
Exons: 2
Coding region: 1-1386 (461 amino acids)
Molecular function (GO): oxidoreductase activity; flavin adenine dinucleotide binding
Source: RefSeq, a predicted model, not a curated record